Molecule: messenger RNA, 2212 nt
Organism: Thunnus maccoyii (southern bluefin tuna)
Lineage: Eukaryota; Metazoa; Chordata; Actinopteri; Scombriformes; Scombridae
Gene: wnt4b
Product: wingless-type MMTV integration site family, member 4b
Exons: 10
Coding region: 360-1436 (358 amino acids)
Biological process (GO): canonical Wnt signaling pathway; cell fate commitment; multicellular organism development
Cellular component (GO): extracellular region
Molecular function (GO): cytokine activity; frizzled binding
Source: RefSeq, a predicted model, not a curated record
GUGACAUGCUUUCAUUAAGUUAAGAAUACAGUGUACACACCGCGGACAGAGGAGGGCUGCUGCAGGCCGGAGAGACAGAAAGGAGACAGAGAGGAGGGGACCGCGCACUGGGUUUUCUGCAGUUAUUGUCUUUUGACCGAUAGUUCUGUUCUUCACUCCCUGAAGGCCAAAGAUGCUUUGAUGGAUCAUGAAAAGAUAUGAGGGGAUCAACCCCAGACUCCGCACCAGCAACAUAAACCAACACUGCAGCAAACAGACAGACAGAAGACGGACUGAGCACAUCAACUGCGGAGACGGGCAGCGUGCUGUCCAAGGACCCAGCCUGACGCACGGAGACGGACAGACAGACAGACAGUCUGAUGCCAACUGUCUCCACUGUCAAUCUCACAGCACCACUCCUCCUCCUGUUGCUAUGGGCAACCCACCCCACCAUGGCAACCAACUGGCUCUCCCUGGCGAGGCUACCUCGCUCCAGGCCUGUGUCCGGUGCUGCCCCAUGUGCGCGGCUGAGGGGGCUGACCCCAGGGCAGGUGGGGGUGUGCAGGGCGCGGGGGGAGGUCAUGGAGUCCGUACGCAAGGCUGCCGAGAUGGUCAUAGAAGAGUGCCAGCACCAGUUCAGGAAUCGCCGCUGGAACUGUUCCACCACCCCACGUGGGAUCAAUGUAUUCGGCAGAGUCAUGAACCAAGGCACUCGUGAGGCGGCCUUUGUGCAUGCUUUGUCCUCAGCAGCCGUGGCAGUGGCUGUGACCCGAGCCUGCACCCGCGGGGAGCUGGAGAGGUGUGGCUGUGACAGGAAGGUCAGGGGGGUCAGCCCCGAGGGUUUCCAGUGGUCAGGGUGCAGUGACAACCUGUCCUAUGGUGUGGCUUUCUCCCAAACAUUUGUGGAUGAACCAGAACGAGCCAAAGGGCUGUCAGCAGGGCGACCGCUUAUGAAUCUCCACAACAACGAGGCUGGACGGAAGGCUAUCCUUCACAACAUGCAGGUGGAGUGUAAGUGUCAUGGCGUCUCUGGCUCCUGUGAAUUGAGGACUUGCUGGAAGGUCAUGCCUCCAUUCAGGCGCGUUGGCGCUGUGCUCAAGGAACGCUUUGACGGAGCAACAGAGGUCCGCCUGACUCGUAUAGGAUCCAGGACAGCCCUGCUACCCCGUGACCCCCAAGUCAAACCCCCUGCUGCCAGAGACCUUGUGUACCUUGCGCCCUCCCCAGAUUUCUGUCAUCUCGACCCUGACAACGGUAUCCCUGGGACUGCUGGUAGGAGAUGUAAUGGAACCUCUCGGCUGGCACCAGAUGGCUGUGAGCUGGUGUGCUGCGGGCCGGGGUACAGAGCGGGCCGAGCUGAGGUGGUGCAGCGCUGCUCCUGCAAGUUUUCCUGGUGCUGCUCGGUCCGCUGCCAGCAGUGCAAGAACACAGUCACUAUUCACACCUGCAGAGUGUAAGAGGGCCCCAAACAAGCACCAAACAACUGAGCAGAAAGACUCAAACAAACCACCAGACAGACACUUCUGAACACAAGACGGGAUAAGCACAGCGCAGAGAAGGACAGUAUUUAAUUUACACAUCUAGCACUAAAUUAUCUGGCCAAAUUCGGCCACAAUUUAACUCACUUUCACAUUGGAGCAGUGAGGCUAGUCUAAGUUUGAGCAGUCUGUUGUAAAAGCUGCAAAGUUAGAGCACAUGAAUAUGAGGCCGAUGGGUUCCGAGAUUGGAGCUCAUGUAAACAUAAGAUCAAUGACAGAGCAUCAAUAGUCCAUAAAAGUACAAACAGAAAUCAUUUUUACUACUUUUAAACUGAUAUAAUACUCCACUUGUAUGCAUAAACACAAAACAGUCAACAGUUAAAUUCACACUUAACUGACAAAGCUUAUAAAGCUGAACUUAACCAGAACUAACGGGAACAUUGCAGCACUGUUUUUAUUUAAUGCGAGCUAUUUGAGUUGUGUCAUAGGCUAGCAAGUCUCAUUUACUGCAUUUACAGCAUUUACUGUAUUUAUGUCUUCAUCUUCUAUUCUGGUUUAUUUAUUUGUAUAUCUGAGUCUUUGCUUCACUUCAGCCUCCAGCAGAUGUUUUAAUCAGCAAGAAUAACUCCUACUUACUUACAUCAGUGUCUGUCUCGUGUUUUGUCCCCUCACCCUCAUGUGAAUCUUCUUCUGUAAGUUCCUGCACAUGCAGUGUUUUUUUCUAGGUCUGCUCAUGAAAUCUAAUAAAUACAGUA